This is a messenger RNA of Electrophorus electricus (electric eel), 2230 nucleotides long. RefSeq names its product E3 ubiquitin-protein ligase TRIM21-like. Gene Ontology annotation, molecular function: protein binding. Lineage: Eukaryota; Metazoa; Chordata; Actinopteri; Gymnotiformes; Gymnotidae. The record is from RefSeq and is a predicted model, not a curated record.
AGCGAGAGAAAGAGAAUGAGGGGGGGAAAAGGAAAGGAAAGCAUAAAAGAAUUAAUAAGUGAACCACGCCUGUGAUCACAAUUAAGGUUAAGGCAGAUCUUCAACAUGGCUACUUCCUCAAUUACAUCCACUACAGAUUCUGGUGCUUUACAGAAAGAUACAUUCAUCCCUCAUCAUCUCACCUGCUCAAUUUGCAUGGAUAUGCUGGAUGAGCCAGUGACUUCUAUUUGUGGCCACACUUUCUGCAAGAAAUGCCUGUCCCACCACCUGGAGAAUACCCGAGCCUGCCCUCUGUGCAAGCAUUCCCUAUUGGAAAAUCCCGCAAUAAAUGUUAUUUUCAAAUCUAUCCUGCAGGAAUACCGCCAAAUCCAUGGCUUGGGUUCAAAAGUUCAAGCCCCAGAUGAGAUCACCUGUGACAUGUGCCCUAACAAUGGCAGGUGUAAAGCAACCAAAUCCUGUCUGAUAUGUCUGAUGUCAUACUGUGAUUAUCAUCUAAAGGGGCACCAAACCAAGUUGCGCCUACAAGGUCAUAAGUUGGUGGCUCCAGUGAAGGAUCUAGACCAGCGGGCAUGCUUGGUCCAUGGCAGGCCUCUGGAGCUCUACUGUAUUCAGAAUGACAAGUGCAUCUGCAGCCUGUGUGUGAAGGAAGGGACAGAGGUGACAUCUGUGGAAAAUGAAAGUGUCUCUAGAAAGAAAAUACUAGCCAGUGUGAUAAAAAACAUGGAACAGAGAAUGCAGCACCAUCAGGAGAAGGUGAAAGAGUUUCAACAUUCAACAGAAAAGUGCCUGGCUCUGAUUAAGCGAGAGAAAGAAGAGAUAAAAGAGAUUUUUGAAGCUGUGAGGAAGGUGGUGGGGGAGGCAGAGCAGGAGGCACUGGGUCCAUUAGAGGAAAAGGCAUGUCAUGUGGAAAGGGAACUGAAGGACCUGUCAGAGGAGCUGCAGCGAGAGAUCACUGAAUUCAAAAAGAUCAUCUAUAAACUACAAACAAGCACAGAGGAAGAAGACCACAUUUUCUUCCUACAGAAUUAUCUCCAGACAGUCCCAGCAUCAGAAAGUGGCAAAGACUGGACUAAUGUCACAAUGGAUACACAUUUGACCUUUGGCACUAUGAGGAACCUGGUGAAAAUUAUGAAAACUGACACUGAGACUGAGCUAAACAAGCUCUCCAGCAUUGAAAUUGAAAGGAUUAAGAAGUAUUCUGUGGAUGUGACACUGGAUCCCAACACUUCUAAUGCUCAGCUUCUGGUGUCUGAUGAUAUGAGAGAAGUCCAAGACACUGGAGAGAGAAGGACUGUCCCUGACAGCUCUGACAGGUUUGAUGUCUUUGCAAGUAUUUUGGGCCUGAAUCAGCUGCCCAGGGACAAGUCAUUCUGGGUAGUGGAUGUCAGUGACAAACAAGGCUGGGAUAUUGGGGUAGCAAAGGAGAAGGCCAACAGAAAGGGGAAUUUGUCCCUUAAACCAAGCCAAGGCUACUGGGUCAUCGUGCAUUACAAUGGGGAUCAAUACGCAGCUCUGGAAGACUCUCCAAUCCCACUCUUGCUUCAAGAUAAGCCUCAGAAAGUGGGCGUGUUUGUAGACCAACAAAUGGAGCUGGUCUCCUUCUAUGAUAUAGGAGCCAAGGCUCACAUUUACUCUUUUACUGGCUGUGUAUUUGAAGAUGAAAUUCUGCCCUAUUUUAGCCCUCAUCUUAAGCAAGGUGAAACCAACUCAAGCCCUUUGGUUAUCUGCCCUGUAAAUCUGGGUGACUGAUAUUUUUAAUUAAUGGUAAAGGAUGUUUUACAAGAACUACAAAGCCUAAAGACUGAAAUAUGUUAUAUGUGGAGAGCUCUAUAUGUAAAAACACAUCAAUCAGUAAUCUGGAAAAAAUUAUAAGCUUUCUCUUAUAGAACAAAAUGUAUUGUAAUUUAUGGACAUUUCACUAUGUUCAGAGUGCAAGAACUGUUCAUAAAUUGUUCAUAAAUUGCAUUUAGUAAUUUUCUCAUAUUUUAAAAUAACUCCCAGGCAUGUCUAAAUUUGACUAACAGGGUUCCAAACCUAUUAUACAACUUGAAUAAUGUUUGCUUUGCUUUGGCCUUUUCAAUUCUUACCUACAUUACUGAUUUUAUAGCAAGAUGACAUCAUUUACUGAUAUCUUUUUUUAACAAUAGGUGGCAUUUUUCCACCCAGACAACUUCUGACUUCAUAAAGAAAGGCAAGGAAAAUUGUAUUUAUAUAGCACAUUUGACACAAC